AAAAUUAAAACAAUUUUUUGAAUUUCAGUACUAUUAUUAUUCAUAUUAUUAAUAUAUUAUUUUGUAAUUUAUAAUAAUAUAAAUAUGUCAUUAUUAUUAUUAAUAAUAAUAAUUCAUUAAAAUUAUUAGUUUUUUAAAAAGGUUGAAGCCCACUUUGAAAAUAUUACAAAUUUGUUUACUGUCUUGACAUUUCUAUUAUUGGUGUGUCAUUUUUUAUCCUGACAACUGUUCAUAGAAGUGACAAAUAUUUUUUCAUAUUUUUAAAACUAGUAAAUGUUUAAAUUUAUAAACCAAAUUGAAAAUUGACAUCGACGCUGAGUUACGAGGCAGACAAUAAAUUUAUUCGUUACUUCUGAGAGGCAAUACAGACUUAGCUUUUAGACUUAAGAAAAUGGGGGAAGGUGUACAUAAAAGAAGUUCUUCAAAUCAGCAAGAUCAAAUUGAAAAGCAACUUCCAGUUUCAGAAUGAAAAAACUUGUGCUUUUGUAUGUCAUUUCAAUGGCAAUGAUGGGAUUCGGAAAACCAUGCAAAUAUUGGUGCAAAACGGACAACUGGGAAUAUUACUGUUGUCCAAAGAAUGAUGAAAAGCCAAAAGAAGAAAAUUCUAUGACAUCAAUGAUGGGAAUUUUAAUACCGCAUUUGUGGUUCGCUCUUGGAUUUCCGAAAAUUUAUCAUCAUGCACAAAUUCCUUGGGAGGAAAAGUCAGAACAUGUGAAAAAAUGUCCACCUGUGAGGCACGCUUGUCCAAGGAGCAACGAUUGGUGGUAUGAUGCUCCAAUUUCUUGUUAUAAUGACGAUGAAUGCAUUUCUUCCGCGAAGUGUUGUUUCGACAUUUGUCUUAAUCAUAAAACUUGCAAGCCUGCAGUUUAGUUAUACUUAUUCAAUAGUAUAGUCAUAUUUUUAGUUUAAAUAUUAAUUUAUUUAUUUAUAAAUAAAUGAAGAAAAUGUACAAUAAGUCUAUUAUUUAGUAAAAUAAUAGUUUAGAAUUUUUUUUCUAAUAGAUAAUAAAAUAGAGGAAAUAAUUUCUGUUGUAAAUAUCGCUUGAAAAUAAUUUUUAAUUUUAAAAUAU
Leptopilina boulardi is the source of this 1069-nucleotide messenger RNA. RefSeq lists its product as uncharacterized. The record is from RefSeq and is a predicted model, not a curated record. Gene Ontology annotation, cellular component: extracellular region. Gene Ontology annotation, molecular function: peptidase inhibitor activity. The transcript is spliced from 2 exons. NCBI's taxonomy places the organism in Eukaryota, Metazoa, Arthropoda, Insecta, Hymenoptera, Figitidae. The coding region runs from base 466 to 870 and encodes 134 amino acids.